AUGUUCUCGUUCGUCGCGAGACGUGCGCUUGACGCUACCGCAGCCGCGGCUUCGGCGGAAGCUGCUACAGGCGCUUCCGGAUCCAACUCCGCGGGCGGCGGCGGCGGGCUCGGUACCGGCGCCAAGGCUGGCAUCGGCAUCGGCGUGGCGGCGGGGAUCAUGGCGCUCGCGGCGGCGGGGUACUUCCAGCGACGGGCGAGGCUGAGGAGGAGAGCCGCGAGUUCAGUUGGUCUAGGGGACGAGAAGCAUGUCGGCGGACAGGAGGGCGGACAGGAUGGCACUGGUACGGAGGGCACGGGAAAGGGGCCAGUGAUAUGCGAGGGCGGGACGUGUAACAAGCUGCGGAUGGUGGGCGCUUGA
Molecule: messenger RNA, 360 nt
Organism: Colletotrichum higginsianum IMI 349063
Lineage: Eukaryota; Fungi; Ascomycota; Sordariomycetes; Glomerellales; Glomerellaceae
Exons: 1
Coding region: 1-360 (119 amino acids)
Source: RefSeq, a predicted model, not a curated record